AUGCAGUCCCUAGGAUCAUUGAACACGGAUGAAGCAUUGUACUGUAAAGAGUGCCUACGUGUGGAUCAAUCCAUCCAUGACGUUGAGACCUCAGAAUUGGAAUCCCGGUUCAAAGCUCUAUUCCUGUCACUGAAAGCUCAAUCAAGCUCGAUCAAGUCAAGCACGACAUGUCCAUCAUGCAGAGACAUCCUCAACUUGUACGAAAAGGAAGCAUCCGAACUGGACUGCUUCGAAACGAUCAAAUCCCGGUUGCAGACAUGCGAGCGCGGACAUAUAUUCUGCCAACAUGAUCCCGACAAACAAACGACUAUAUCACUUUAUCUUAUCGAUGUGGUUGAGGAAUGUAUCACAUUCAUGCCCCCACCGCAGUUGCGCUACGCAGCUCUCAGUUAUGUUUGGGGUAAUGUCAGCUCUACCAAAUUGACUUCUGGAAAUAUUGAGGCGCUCCAAAAACCGCGAAGCCUGUCGCAUCAAUCGCAUACUGUCACAAUUCCACUUACGAUCAGGAAUGCAAUGCGUCUGACUGCAGAUCUGGAUAUUCGUUACCUCUGGGUAGAUUGUCUUUGUAUCCUACAAGACGAUCCCCAAAUCAAUCUCUACCUGAAUCAGAUGCACACUAUCUACCAUAAUGCGCAUCUGACCAUUGUAGUAGCUAACAAGAACAACGCGGAUGGUGGUAUUACCGGCUACGAAACUAGUCCGUCUACCCGAACAUUGCCGGGGAAAGUGAUCCGCUACCCAAACUACGUGCUCGGCAGCAUGGCUCAUAGUACUCACGAAAAUGAAUUCCCAUGGUUUUCUCGUGGCUGGACACUACAAGAGGGGUUUUUCUCUCGACGAGCGCUAGUUAUCAGUGAUCGUAUAUCUCUAAAAUGCGCAGAAACGACUUUCGAAGAAGGCGCAAUUUUCACGACGACUCCGCGUACUGUUGAAGCACCAGAAAUGAUUGUUCAAGUCUUGAGUGAAGCGAACACACUUUUGCGAUCUUUCUGCGAAAGUUCAGUUUCUCCUCGUCUGUCAGAAACUGGGUCUGAGAAGCAGUCUCUUGACUUCGAUCGAUGGAAAAUAUACGCAAAGGUAGUGAAUGAGUUUGCACCUCGCGCACUUUCGAGGGAUACAGAUGUUAUCAGAGCGUAUUCAGGAGUCAUCAGUUACUUCACGAGACCGGAUAAAAGUUGGUAUGCGCUUAAUACAGAAUUGCUCUAUGGGCACCCAAUACAUGCCCUUACAACAUCACUCCUAUGGACAUCGCACAAACCCAAGUUACGGAGGAGAAAUCUGCCCCUACGUCAGGAUGGGUCACCUACAAUCCCGAGCUGGUCAUGGAUGGCUUGGCAACAUGGUGACAAGCCGGACUUGGAGAGGCAUUUCUCAUUGGAAGAAUGGACCAACUCUACAAAUCUCGACAUACCCACAGUGAUCCAAGCGCAGUGUAGUACUUGUCUACAGAUGCACGAGAUGACCAUGAAAAGAUGCAGUAACGGAGCAUCUCAGGAACGUGUCGACCCAGAUUGUCUACACCCAUACCUUUAUAUCAAAGCACAGAGAGGGCGAUUUAGAGUAUCACGGCAUACAAAGAAACACGAGGAACGGGGGCACUGGCUUGUGUGCUUGAGCCGUUUGGAAAAGAAAGAAAACAAUUAUGUAGGCACGAUGACUUUUGACCUUGACCCUCCAAAGUGGUCGUUGGAUAUACUUGGUCCUUUGUAUUUCAUUGGUAUCUGUUGUAAUGGGUACCGCGGCUCAUCAUCCCAAGUGAAGGCACUUUGUAUCAAACCAGUAGGUAAUCGCCCAUUUGUAUUUGAGAGGCUCGGUGUCGCUAAGAUACGCAAAGAAGAGUGGGACUCUAUUGCUUGGUACGACGAGAACAUAAUACUAGGCUAG
Alternaria burnsii is the source of this 1884-nucleotide messenger RNA. RefSeq lists its product as uncharacterized. NCBI's taxonomy places the organism in Eukaryota, Fungi, Ascomycota, Dothideomycetes, Pleosporales, Pleosporaceae. The record is from RefSeq and is a predicted model, not a curated record. The coding region runs from base 1 to 1884 and encodes 627 amino acids. The transcript is spliced from 3 exons.